AAAACAAGACCUCAGAAGCUCUCUUCUAGUGGCAGCGAAAUGUGGAUCAGGCUUAAAACAAAUGGAUACAGGUCAAUCAAGUUUAAGGCAACGUAUAAGGCUGUGAGAGGUAAGACUGGUUGAUAUAAAUACUGAGUAGAGAUUACCAAUUGCAGGUAUAAUGCUACGAGCAGAUAGUUUAAAUUUAAGUUUAAUAAUACUUUGUCAUGCUAAUACAAGUAAAUAAAUAAUAUUACAGAAAAUACAAAAAGUGCAUGACUGGAGAAUAAUUGGGGGAAACUAAAUUUCCAUACAAAGAAUAUCCUCCGAUAUUAAACAUACUAGAACUUAAGAAGUAAAAUUUAAAUGCGGCCCAAAACUAACCUGAUUACAUUGCAUACUUGUCACUCAUGAGUUACACCUGAUUUAAAAUUGACACAAAUGAUCCAAUAGAUACGACUUAAAACUGCUUAAUGAAGGUGCGUGCAUAAUGUUCGAUGGAAUACUAUUCCAGCCUGUUAUAUAGCGAUUGAAAAAUGAACAUUUAAAGUAAUUUGUUCGUGUCUUCUUAGUUCUUAUCUUAAAAUUAUGGUUCCUACGCGUUUUCGCUAAUACACUAUGUUAAAAUAGAAAAAACAUGUGAGGAUGCAUGCUGAGCAGUAGGCACCAUUUGAGAAUCGAUGUUCUGACGUACACUUUUUGCUGAUCACAGUCCCCUUCAUUGGGUCAAUUAAUAGCCUGUAGAGGACUUCACGAGAGUCCUAUAAUCACAAGUCUAAGGUCUUAAAGUCAUACGAAAAUGAUUUGAAACUGUUUGCGCGCAAUAAGAGUGUUACGAUUUAUAUUUAAGUCAUGCGAUGGCACCUCUGUCCAUUUUGGCUGAAAAUCAUCCCGACAAACAAAAAAUCGAGAUUGUAACGCCUGAAUAGCGACAGGACACCCAAGGAAGCACAGGAGACCCAAAUAUUGGUGUGCUGAUCUCCAGGGGGCCGAAGCAACAAUAAUUUACAGGAUCACGGUAAUCAAAUUACUUUCUAAUGAGCCACGUUGCUAAUAAGAUCUAAUAACCACCCAGGUUUUAUAAAUCUCAAGUGACGUCUAACGUCUGAUCUGUAAUCCUUUCAAACUCUUUAUUUUUACGGCAGACGUUAUUUAACAAUUCAAGAUUGGACGAGGCUGAGCAAAAAGGCCUGAUUUGUCAGUGGCGAGCAGAUCAAUUCUUUGCCGAAGCCGAAGACUGAGGCAAAUAACUGAUCUGCGAGAUCAACAAUCGAGUUGAAUAAUCGUUUUAUCAUUCGAUGACCGCGCUUGGUUUUUAACGAAUAUCUUCGGGAAGGGAAGCGAUCUGCCAUUCACGUGAAGAGCGAUCGCAAGAAGAAGAAAAUUAUGGUAUCAUUUACCCAUGACCCUUUUUCGGGGAGGGGCGACUGUACACAAGUUGUGCGCUUGGCAACAGCAUUCGAUAUGAUUUGAAAAAAAAAGGCCAAGAAUUCAUUUCUCGUGACUAUACAACCAAUUGUCACGAAACAAGCAACUUAAGAGAAGUGGUGAAAUCCAUUUUUAUUGACUGACUUAAAACUAAUUUAGCAUUUAUGUACUUUUUCCAUGGCAGAUUCUCCAUCCACUUUGCUUGUGGUAGCCGGUGUGUCAACUAUCGUUGGUCUAAUGAUGACUUUAUUAUUAUUGACACUCUACCUGAAAAGAAAGCGAAGAAGUUCGGAUGAAGAGAACACUUCUCUCGCUGGAUCUCAGAACCAAGAGAGCGAACAGAACUGUACUGCUUGCGGUACAUCCAGAAUACCGUGUGAAAACAUUACGUUCACUUCAGUGGCAGCUGAAAACUCGGCUGGGCGGAAGGAGUCACUUUCCGAGCAUGAACUUGUGAUUAGUAGUCGAGGAAAUGAAAAAACACGAACACAGUCACUUGGGGCCUACGCGCAAGAAAAUCUAGCACCUGUUGUAGAAUAA
Messenger RNA from Porites evermanni, 1947 nucleotides. Lineage: Eukaryota; Metazoa; Cnidaria; Anthozoa; Scleractinia; Poritidae. The record is from the annotation of a GenBank genome assembly.